Molecule: messenger RNA, 847 nt
Organism: Oryzias melastigma (Indian medaka)
Lineage: Eukaryota; Metazoa; Chordata; Actinopteri; Beloniformes; Adrianichthyidae
Product: pre-miRNA 5'-monophosphate methyltransferase
Exons: 2
Coding region: 36-788 (250 amino acids)
Biological process (GO): negative regulation of pre-miRNA processing; miRNA metabolic process
Cellular component (GO): cytoplasm
Molecular function (GO): RNA methyltransferase activity; O-methyltransferase activity
Source: RefSeq, a predicted model, not a curated record
GAGUUUCCACCCGGACUUAUUUCACCGAAACACACAUGGCCAUGGCAACAUGUCCACCGAGUUGUGACACCGGUGAUGAAAAAGAGGAUCCUGGAGCUGCUCCUUACGGCAACUUUAUAAACUAUUAUACGUUCAACCCUCCGGAGAAUCGUCUGAGUUUGGUUCCGGCCUCUCUCCUCCACGAACUGGGUUACAGCGACGGCGAGGCGACGCUGAUCCUGGACGUGGGAUGUAACUCAGGGGAACUGAGUGUGGCCUUUUACAAGCAUCUGGUGCCGCAGUCUGAAGGGAACCAACGUAAAGGAAAAGUGUACCUGCUGGGAUUUGAUCUGGAUGAGAGCCUCAUUCAGAGGGCACAGCAGACCAACCCCCUGCAGGACAGCAUCACCUUCAUCCCUCUGGACAUCACUAAAAACGCAGACCAGCUGGAAGUCUACCUCAGUCAGCAUGGCUGCUCCCAGUUCCACCUGUGUCUCUGCCUGGCAGUCACCAUGUGGGUCCACCUGAACCACGGAGACUCUGGUUUGCUGCAGCUGCUCUCCCGCUUGGCCUCCAUCAGCCAGCAUCUCCUUCUGGAGGCGCAGCCGUGGAAGUGCUACCGCUCUGCAGCCCGGCGCCUCAGGAAGCUGGGUCGCUCCGACUUUGACCACUUUAAGACCCUUAAGAUCCGGGGGGACAUGGCGGAUCAUGCCAGGGAGCAUCUGGAGAAACACUGCGGGAUGGAACUCAUCCAGAGCUUCGGCAGCACCUCUUGGGACCGCAAGCUGCUACUCUUUAAACGGAAAUGACAUUGUGGGAACAAUAUUUUAAUCUGCAGCACAGAAUUAAAUUCAUCAGUUGAUUGGCA